AUUUUUCACUUAUUUAGUAUAUUUCUGAAUUUACAGGAUUGUUUCUGUACUUCACGAACACGAGUUGAAUCACUCAGACCUGAAAAACACUCUGAAACCAGUACCCAUCAAAACUUGGUUGAUGAGCCAACCCUUUCCUUGUUGCCUCCAUCCACUAGAGCCAGUGAAGUGAUCUGUUCCACUAGCGUUUCUCACUAUGAACUCCAAGUGGAAAUAGGAAGAGGAUUUGACAACUUGACUUCUGUCCAUCUUGCACGGCAUACUCCUACAGGAACACUGGUCACUGUAAAAAUUACAAAUCUGGAAAACUGCACUGAAGAACGCCUGAAAGCUUUACAGAAAGCAGUGAUUCUAUCCCACUUUUUCCGGCAUCCCAAUAUUACAACUUACUGGACUGUUUUCACUGUUGGCAGCUGGCUUUGGGUUAUUUCUCCUUUUAUGGCCUAUGGUUCAGCAAGUCAACUCUUGAGGACUUACUUUCCUGAAGGAAUGAGUGAAACUUUAAUAAGAAACAUUCUCUUUGGAGCAGUGAGAGGGUUGAACUAUCUGCAUCAAAAUGGCUGUAUUCACAGGAGUAUUAAAGCCAGCCAUAUCCUCAUUUCUGGUGAUGGCCUAGUGACCCUCUCUGGCCUGUCCCAUCUGCAUAGUUUGGUUAAGCACGGACAGAAGCAUAGGGCUGUGUAUGAUUUCCCACAGUUCAGCACAUCAGUGCAGCCGUGGCUGAGUCCAGAACUACUGAGACAGGAUUUACAUGGAUAUAAUGUAAAGUCAGAUAUUUACAGUGUUGGGAUUACAGCAUGUGAAUUGGCCAGUGGGCAGGUACCUUUCCAGGACAUGCACAGGACUCAGAUGUUGUUACAGAAACUGAAAGGCCCUCCUUAUAGCCCAUUGGAAGUU
Messenger RNA from Physeter macrocephalus (sperm whale), 897 nucleotides. RefSeq names its product STE20 related adaptor beta. The record is from RefSeq and is a predicted model, not a curated record. Gene Ontology annotation, biological process: activation of protein kinase activity; protein phosphorylation; protein export from nucleus. Gene Ontology annotation, cellular component: serine/threonine protein kinase complex. NCBI's taxonomy places the organism in Eukaryota, Metazoa, Chordata, Mammalia, Artiodactyla, Physeteridae. The transcript has 8 exons. The annotation marks the transcript as partial. Gene Ontology annotation, molecular function: protein kinase activity; ATP binding; protein serine/threonine kinase activator activity.